AUGUGUGGAUGCACCCUCUACGACUCACCAACAUGCGGUCACUCCUGGAUUUCGAUGAGCCAACCCUGCGGCUUCCUCGCUGAUCUUCUCAACUGUCCCCACCGCCAGAUCUAUCAAACUUUGAUUGCACCGCCGUACACAUGUCCUACAUGCAACGGCGGCUUCGCAGACCAAGAGACGAUUGAAAUGGUGCAGGGACCCUGGGGCUGUAACCAGAUGAUUCGAAACCACGUCGGAGGAAACCAUGCAAUUCCAGGUCAAUGGGGCAAUGCGCAAAUCAUGGCAGGUGGAUUGGCAGGACCUGCAAUUACUUCCGGUGCCGUUGCUGGCGCGAUGAUUCCCACGAGCCAUGUAAACCAGGGCUUUGCUUCGGAUCAUAGGCUCACAGGUCCAUAUGGGCCGGCAGCACUUGGCCCAGCGAUAGCCACGAAUGGGCCAAUAUUCCACGGCAAUAGGCUUCAACAGUAUGACGACGUGCAUUUGAACCGGCAUCAUGGGUACUAUGUCGACGAGCGGAGCAAGAGAAGAAGACAUAAGAGUCACUACAAGUACAAGUACACUGACAGACCUGCACCGGAUUGUACAGUCAUGUGA
Exserohilum turcica Et28A is the source of this 594-nucleotide messenger RNA. RefSeq lists its product as uncharacterized. The transcript has a single exon. The record is from RefSeq and is a predicted model, not a curated record. Lineage: Eukaryota; Fungi; Ascomycota; Dothideomycetes; Pleosporales; Pleosporaceae. The coding region runs from base 1 to 594 and encodes 197 amino acids.